Molecule: messenger RNA, 1643 nt
Organism: Hylaeus volcanicus
Lineage: Eukaryota; Metazoa; Arthropoda; Insecta; Hymenoptera; Colletidae
Gene: Galt
Product: probable galactose-1-phosphate uridylyltransferase
Exons: 6
Coding region: 397-1497 (366 amino acids)
Biological process (GO): beta-D-galactose catabolic process via UDP-galactose, Leloir pathway
Cellular component (GO): cytoplasm
Molecular function (GO): UDP-glucose:hexose-1-phosphate uridylyltransferase activity; zinc ion binding
Source: RefSeq, a predicted model, not a curated record
GUUGUUUACCUAAUAUAUACCGUUAUCGAUCGAAUGGUACUUUUUGAAUAAAUUCUUAAAGACAAGCGUCUGUUAGACGACUUAUUGUGAUAUUAUUUUUUUCUAACGAAAUUGAAUUACCACGAUAAAGUAACAGUAAUUUAAAAGUAUAACAAUUCAUUACGAGUGAAAUCAAGGUAAUAUCUGCGCGGGACUAUUGUAAAUUUAUACGUCAUUGAAGUUGAAUGUAAAAUUCACGUGACUCCUUAAAUUUACGUUGCGAUUUACGACAUUCUGUGAUUAUGAUAAAAAGGAAAAUGGUCCACAACAUAGUACAGAAACAUUAAAGGAAGAAUUCAAUCCUACUGGUUAGAAUUCUUCUAUUUUUGCAAAGAAGUCAUUCCAAAUUAGUGUUCUAUGUUUCAACUAUUAGAUCAAUAUUUUAUAGAACAUCAACAUAUUCGAUAUAAUCCCUUGAAGGGAGAAUGGGUACUAGUGUCACCGCAUCGAUUGAAGCGACCAUGGGGAGGGCAUAUCGAACCAAGUAUAGAGGAAGACGUUCCAGAUUACGACCCUGAUAAUCCGCUUUGUCCAGGCAAUGUUAGAGCCAGCGGGCAGAUAACUCCAAUAUAUGAAAACACAUAUUCGUUCGUCAAUGAUUUUCCUGCAUUAUUAGAAUCAGUUCCUAGUCCAUCAGUGUCGGAAGAUGAACUGUUUCAGAUGGAUUCUGCCAGAGGCACAUGUAAAGUAAUGUGCUUUCAUCCAAAAUCGAACAUAACAAUAGCCCUUAUGAAAGUGUCUGAAAUCAAGGAAGUUGUUAAACGAUGGAUAUUUGAAAUGCUUGAAUUGGGAGAUAAAUGGACUUGGGUGCAAAUUUUUGAAAAUCGUGGUGCUUUAAUGGGAUGUAGUAAUGCACAUCCACAUUGUCAAAUUUGGGCCAGUUCUUUUUUACCAAAUGAAGCCAAAAUAAAAGAUAGAUACCUUAGUGAUUAUUAUAAUCGUAAUAAGAAACCACUUCUCAUUGAUUAUGUGCAGAAAGAGCUUCUCAAAAAGGAGCGCGUUGUAUUGGAAAAUCGAGAUUGGGUAGUCUUAGUGCCAUUUUGGGCAGUAUGGCCAUAUGAAACUAUGGUACUGCCUAAAAAACAAGUAUCCAGAAUGCAGGAUUUAACGGAAAGUCAGCAAGAAUCACUGGCAGUUAUUAUGAAAAUAUUAUGUACAAAAUAUGAUAAUUUAUUCAGUUGCUCUUUUCCCUAUUCUAUGGGUUGGCAUGGUGCACCGACUGGCCCAUAUUCCAAAGAGGACUAUCCUUAUUGGACUUUUCAUGGUAUCUACCUACCUCCUUUAUUACGUUCUGCAAGUAUAAAGAAACAUAUGGUUGGUUACGAGCUCCUCGCACAAGCUCAAAGAGAUUUAACACCCGAACAAGCGGCUGAGAAAUUACGAAGUCUAUCGGAUUCUCAUUUCAAGUAUCCAGAAACAAGUUUAACUAGUUGCGAAGUGGAAGAAUAUUCCAAAUAAAUGAAUUCGCUUUAUAUACGACAAUAUAUUUUUAUAGGUGUAUAUGUUAUUGGCAUAUACAUUAUUUAUAAAGCCAGAUAUCACUGAACUAUGGGCACAUAAACUUUAUGAAUAAAAAGCAUAAUAAAUAUAACAAAUGAACAUAA